UCCUUCUACUUGCACUUUCUGCGUUCAGAUGCAGAAGGUGCUGGUCAAGUAAACAAACAAAAACUGCCGUAGCGAAAAAGGAAGCAGAUGGAAAACUCCAAGUCUACGGUGUCCACAUCAAGGUUCACGCGUUUACAGCUGGGCCAAACGGUCAGCUGUAAAACGGUUCCCGUGAUCUGGUUCGGGGCUAUUUUUGGAACAUUGUUCUGAAAUAAGGAGGGUCAACAUCAAGCCUCCGCCAGCGGACUCUUCGUGGUCGCGAACACGCGUGAUAUUUCCACGUGUGAAAGCGAGCUCCCGCUUUAUAUAUUUACAUACAUGACAUUACGUAUAUGACGACACGAAGCAGAUGCGUAGGGUCUCGUCGGCGAAGAGGCGUAUCGUCGCAGGUAUUUCGUUCGCCGCUUAAACGAGGAUGGCACUCGAUCCGAAGGACAUCGUGAAGCUGCUGGACAUCCUCAAAGAGGAGAACCUGGACACCAGCUUGGAGAGCCUCGGCAAUCAGCUGCAUCAGACCUUCCCUAAGGAGCAGCGCUUCAAGGUCGGAACGAUUCUUCUGCUGCACUUGCAGCAAGUCGACCUGCUGCCCAAGCACGUGCAACGUGUCGUGGCGUUGACGUUGCUGUUCGACCUGUACCGCGGCGAGCCGUUGGCUUCCACGCCUUUCGCCUCUGUAUUCGUACAGGUGCUCAAGUCGCAGGAGGACACCAACAACGGUAGCUCGAAACCAACCGGCCACACCGGUCACAUACCGUUUCUGUCGAAUUGUGAGAGGAACCUGCUCGUCAGUUUGAUGGGAUACAAUCAGAAGGACGUAAUGAAGAAAACGCCGCGCCAGAUCGUGGACGAGUUCUCGUUCGCCGCCGUGCCGUCCAUCGAUCUGACCAACUUGCAGCUGCAGCUGGCGGAACACCAGUCCGAGCUGCCGUCCGUAAGUAAAUGCGGAAAUCCUAUAAUCCUGCCCGACAUGGAUCACUCCAAAGGGACGGAAUACGACGUGGCGUCUGUGCAGAGUAUCCUGGAGAACCUAACCAUCGGCGAUCCGCCCCUGUGCAGUCAGAGCUAUCAUCCUGAGUUCCUGAGACUCGUGCCGCCGAUUUAUCACGGCAUCAACGAGAUAGCCUGGUUCCACGUCACGGAGCCGACUCAGUUCACGAUCGAGUACGACACCAGUAUGUGCGUGUCGAACUGCGCCAGCGCCGAGGCACGUAAACUCAUGGGCAAAGCCUUCAAGAACGUAUUAACGCUGACGCAGCAGCAAUAUUUGAUCAGCGAAUUGGACAAGGAUCCGAAGCUCGUUUAUCACAUCGGACUCACGCCCCCCAAGUUACCGGACCUGGUUGAGAAUAAUCCUUUAAUCGCCAUUGAGGUUUUACUGAAGCUAAUGCAAUCCAGCCAGAUCACGGAAUACUUCAGUGUGCUGGUGAACAUGGAGAUGUCCCUACACUCCAUGGAGGUCGUCAACAGAUUGACCACCACGGUGGACCUGCCGACGGAAUUUGUACAUUUGUAUAUCAGCAAUUGUAUAUCCACUUGCGAGACCAUCAAGGACCGUUACAUGCAAAAUCGACUGGUGCGACUUGUCUGUGUGUUUCUGCAGUCCUUGAUAAGGAACAAGAUCAUAAACGUGCAAGAAUUGUUUAUCGAGAUCCAAGCGUUCUGUGUUGAAUUCAGCCGCAUCAGGGAGGCAGCCGCAUUAUUUCGGCUCCUAAAGCAACUCGAGUCCGGUGAUACCGGUGGGCUUAACGCUCCACCUACGAGAAGUAGGACAGAUAUGUGUUAAAAUGCACC
This is a messenger RNA of Temnothorax curvispinosus, 1791 nucleotides long. RefSeq names its product CCR4-NOT transcription complex subunit 11 (gene Not11). Gene Ontology annotation, biological process: negative regulation of translation; mRNA catabolic process. The record is from RefSeq and is a predicted model, not a curated record. NCBI's taxonomy places the organism in Eukaryota, Metazoa, Arthropoda, Insecta, Hymenoptera, Formicidae. Gene Ontology annotation, cellular component: CCR4-NOT complex. The transcript has a single exon. Bases 416 to 1783 code for a protein of 455 amino acids.